CCAUCCAAUCGUUAGGUUGCGCGAAGGCUGCAGUUUCAGUUUGUUUUAUUCACCAUUUUGAGUAGCUGAAGGUAAAAUUUAAACUAAAUACUUUCGUAGAGCAGGAAUAUUUCCCGCAUUGUUUCAUUUUUACCGCAGGGAGAGGGCGUUGGUUUCGCGACGUCACCUUUAGCCCUCUUGUGUUUUAAAACAGCACGUUUUGUUUGCAUUUUCCCUGCUUUUCUUUUGCUCUUUCACAAUUUUAACCUCUACAGUAUUCCUGCAAAAUGGCAAGACCAGUGAGGAACAGAAAGGUGGUGAAUUACUCCCAGUUUAACGAGUCUGACGAUGCAGAUGAGGACUAUGGGAGAGAAAAGGAAACGACUAAGAAGAUACGUGCUCCACCUCGUGAAAUCAAGCACAAGAAGUCUAAGAAUUCGCAGGAAGAGAGCGAGGAUUCAGAUGACAAACUCUCCAAAUCCAAAAAUGAUUCGGCAGAUGACCUCGGUAGUGAUGAAGACAACGACUUUGGAGAGGAAGAGGAAGACGAAGAUGGUGGAAGUGACUAUGAUGAUAAAAAGGCUAAAAAGGGAAAGAAAGGAAAGCCGGAGAAGCCAGGCAAGAAGCCGCUGAAGAGAAAACGAGGUGGAGAUGAUAGUGAUGAUGAUAAAGAGGUGAGCAGGAAACCGAGACAGGUGAGGCAGGCUGCGUCAAAGGCCGUGUCCAAACAGAGAGAAAUCCUUCUGGGAGAUGGAGGCAGUGAGGAUGAGGACAAAGACGAGGAAGAACAGGCGUACCUGGACCAGGAGUCUGGCAGUGAUGAAGACUUCAUGGUUGAUGAUGAUGAUGACAGCGACUAUGGGCACUCCAAAAAGAAAGGCAAAAAAGUAGUGCCGAGAGGAGGCGGAGGAGGAGGAGGAAGGAGAGUGGAGAAGAAGGACAAGAAAUCCCCCAAACCCCGGCUAAAGGCCACAGUGAACCCCAGCCCCAUGAAAGGCAAAGGUAAAGGCCGCCCGAGUGCAGCUAAAGCAGUGGAGAAAUCCUCGCCCAAAGACGACGAGGAACCCGAGAGCCCCCUUGAAGACGAGGAGGAAGAAGAGGUGGAGAAGAAAGAGUCUCCUCCCUCCAAAAAGACAAAGGACGACGCCCCCGAAGACGAGGAAGAAGACGAAGAAGAGGACGGCUCAGAAGAGGAGGCUCCAUCCGGGGAAGACUAGCCAUGUUAUUAACGUCGCCCCUUUCUUCUUCUUCUUCUAUUUCCCUUUACACUCUUUCCUUUUUUGCUUUUUUUGGUUUUGUUUUUGGGUUUGUUUGCUUUUCAGAUUUUUUUUUCAGUGUCUGUUAUGGCCUGGCUCAACGGUUUGAACUCUUAUUUUCCUUUUUUUGUUUACCUAUACUUUCCAUAUCGCAAACAGACAUUUUCCCAGAACUUGUGAGCGUAUAUAUCUAUAUAUAUUAUUGAGUAAAAUGUGUCUGAGUCUGUUUAUUUAUGGGUAUAUAAUCUCGAAGGAAGCCCAUCGUUUCAACCAUUAGCGUCGCCGCUCGCCCAGGGUAAUCACGUGACCGAAUUCUCCAAAAAUGCUUUUGCGCUCGUUCAUUUUCGUAACAUGUAUAAAGCUUAUUGUCCACUCUGCAUUGUUGCGACCGAUUGUCCUCAUUCACGAAAUUAACCGCUGUGUAAAAUGUUCGUAAAACAAUUCUUAAAAAGUCUAAACGCAAACUGUUACAGUCAAUUCACAGCCGUUUGUGCGAAAUUGUGCUUGCGUUUAACAAAUGAGCACCAAAUUGUCGCGUUCAAUUUGCUCGUAUUUGCAAAAUUUGCCAGCUAGUUUUGCGAAUUCUACAGCAGUGUUUCCUGAAUGAGGUCCAGUGCGUUUGUUGUGUAGUGACUUCUCUAGAAAGCCAUUCGUUAGAAAGUUUCGCAAAUCCGUAAUAGUCGACAGCGUUUGUUUCGAUACUAGCGGUCAGGGUCGUGCUUAUCCGAGGAUUCGUUUUGUAUUUAUUCGACAUGCGCUUGCAGCUCUUUACGUGCGUUUCAUCAGCUGAAGAUGGAGAAACUAACAUCUAUCACUCUUUCGUCGUGGUACACACUUUAUCCAGGGUUUGCUGUUCAAUUUGUAGUUUAACCUUUUAAAUAAACGACCUUGAUUUGUGUAGUUCAAACCAUAAUGCAGUUAGUGUUUUAAUACAAAUAUUCUGGGUUAAAAAUGUCAAAUUCUGUUUCUCGGCAGAAUUGCCGCAGAAAAUAAUUUAGAUUUGUACCUCAGUUUGUUGUGCACUUACAAUGGAAGUCUAUACGGCAGUUGUGCUCCAUUGUAAGAAAUAUUUUCUGUGGUAAUCUGUUCUCCAUCCAUUAGCUAAGCUCUGGAAUAUAUUCAUUUUUCUCUGAUCUCUUUAUGUGCGUUUGUUUGUGUUUAGGUUUUUUUUUCUUUUUUUUUCCUCGUCCUCCAGAUCAUCUCGUAUAAAGGCUGCAGUAUGAAUGCUUUCAUCUCUUUUCUCAAAGAGGCGCGCAGUAAGAGUGCAGAGAUCGGGCCUUACAACGGUUAAUCGCACAGGAAAUGUGAAUCUGAAGUCACGCGCACUGUUUUUGCCUUACAAAGCCUGUUAAAGCUGAAAUAUUGUACCGCGAAGCUAAACGUUUAAAACAAAAAAAACCAAGGGGUAUCUUGAAUCGUGCCCGUUUUUUUCCAGAGAUUGUAUUGCUGAAUGUUGUGGGAUCUGCGAAAAACUGCAUUUUAAAAAGUCAAAUGUAGUUCUUCUUCAGCCCUGGAUCAGAUGCGUUUGUGAUGUCAUGACAGAGAGGCGUAUUUGCACUGUGAGGAUUGAGAAGAAUUGUACUAUUCAUACCUUGUGUGUGUUUGCUCAUUAAAUAUAUAUUUCUGUUGCUGCUUGUUUUUAAUUUCAGACACAUAUGAUGUAUAUCCCAUGAUGCAUUUCAAGGGGCUUUCUGUCUACAGCGCAUACAUGGCAUUCUGACUAGGUUCGAUCCUUUCUGCCAGGCAUCUCUGAAUAUUUUCCACUCGUGCUGUCUAUAAAUUGGUUUUUAACCUAGCUGUCCAAAAACAUAUGAAUGUUUUGUUUUUUGUGCUUGAUUUUAAUUUUAAACUUUUUUUUUUUGGUUGUUUUUUCCUCCUCAGAUUUUUUUUUGUAUUGUUUGUUUUUUUAAGAAAAGAAAUAAAAUGUAUCUUCAUUUUAAUGAGAAA
Messenger RNA from Labeo rohita (rohu), 3182 nucleotides. It is a transcript of the gene nucks1a, whose product is annotated as nuclear casein kinase and cyclin-dependent kinase substrate 1a. Gene Ontology annotation, biological process: interstrand cross-link repair; double-strand break repair via homologous recombination. Bases 267 to 1196 code for a protein of 309 amino acids. The record is from RefSeq and is a predicted model, not a curated record. Gene Ontology annotation, cellular component: cytoplasm. Gene Ontology annotation, molecular function: single-stranded DNA binding; double-stranded DNA binding. NCBI's taxonomy places the organism in Eukaryota, Metazoa, Chordata, Actinopteri, Cypriniformes, Cyprinidae. The transcript has 8 exons.